AGCCCACGGUCCCAAAGUAAAACGACGACGCUUUGGGACUGUACUGUCUCACCCUCACUCUGCUUACAGGUUUCUUUAGCUCCAUCGCCUAUACGAACACCAACCAGCAGCUGAGCCGAGCUAGCCUCCUCUCCCGCGAGUUUCUCCGCAAAAUCGUGAUACCGGAAGUGAGUUGAUUGAAGAAUUGAGGCUUUAGACAUACUCUAUUAUCCCAAGCACGUAGUGGGUUUUCUGGAAAGAUGAUAAGGAUAUUAAAAUCGAAACCGUUGGCAUCAUAUUUCGAAACUUCGAGCCAUCAAUUACUUCAACGAUGCUCAGUUAGUAGAACUGCAAAGGGUAAAGGAAAGUUGAAGGAUGGGCAGCAAUUGAAGCGGUCUAAGGUAACUACAAAAAAAGGCGCUGGGGAAGCUCCUCCUACGGGCAGAAAAGGAAGUGAAAAAGAUAGGCUAGAAAAGUUUUAUGAUCAAUGCUUAAAUGCUCCUACACCUAUUAGGCACUUGACCCCGAAACAGAGAGAACGUGAAGCGGAGAGGGAGAAAUUGGGGCUUAUUAGCAAAGAUCGACAGCGAGAGAUUGAGUUGCUGAAAAAAGAUAAGGGGAAAAUGGGUGUCUCAGAGACACCAACAAUUAUUGGGACUCCUGGUUUGGAUCUGAUAUCACUUGGAUUGGUUGAUGAAAAUGAGCUACCUAAGUAUGAACUGACAGUUGAAGAUGGUCGGAAGCUUGCAAAGGAGUACAGUAGAGUUAUGAUGAGGCGUCAUCGGGCAAGGCAAGCAGCGGAAUCAACACUCUUACGAAUGAAGAAAGAAGCGAUCGAGGCAUUGCCUGAACACUUGAAAGCAGCUGCAAUGGUGCCUGAUCUGACUCCAUUCCCAGCAAAUCGCUUCAUGGCAACUUUAACUCCUCCUAUUGAAGGUUAUAUUGAGAAGGUCAAAGAAGCAGCUAAGAGGAGCAGUGGAAAGGAGAAGCUCCGAUGAUUAAAGAUAGAGUUAUGAAUCUUGUGAUUAUAAUGAUGAAGAUCUAAUUUCCAACGACUAGUUAUCAUCUUGAAGACGGAGAGCUGUGCUUGGCUACAAGGAUCGAACAAUACAGAAAGUGAUGAAUAAAAGUUACCGAAUUCAGAAUUGCCGUUUGGCUUUUGUUAAAUGAGCGCAUAAGUUUUAGGACCCUUGGCUAUUGAAUUCCUUUAGUUGACAAAACUGACAAUUUUGAUCAAAUUACUGAGUUUUACAUGUUUGCAUUAUUCCAUCAAGUUUUAAAAUUACUGUUGUACUCGAAUCGUGUAACUGCAACAUUUAAAAUUUAUUGCUUUGGAAUUGGAAGUAUUAGCGAAGCGUUGGUAUCUAUAAAGGGUCAUUUUCUACUGUA
Messenger RNA from Humulus lupulus (European hop), 1368 nucleotides. RefSeq lists its product as uncharacterized. Lineage: Eukaryota; Viridiplantae; Streptophyta; Magnoliopsida; Rosales; Cannabaceae. The record is from RefSeq and is a predicted model, not a curated record. Gene Ontology annotation, cellular component: mitochondrial ribosome; mitochondrial large ribosomal subunit. The coding region runs from base 240 to 977 and encodes 245 amino acids. The transcript has 3 exons.